GCUCAAGGCAUCAAUCAAUUCCCGUCACCGAGCGAAGAUGCAACUCAAUCUUGGAGCGAUUCUGCUGGCCCUGCUGGGAGUGGUGGCCACCAUGGCUCCCUCGGUGCUGUCGGAACCACGUCGUCAUCAGGGUCCCAUUUUCGACACGAGGCCGUCGCCCUUCAACCCCAACCAACCCAGGCCGGGCGGAGUCUAUUGAGGAGUCCGAUGGCAGUCCUGAUGUCGUUAACACAUUGCCCAAGUUAAUGCAAUUAAAGCGGAACUGAACAUCAAA
Messenger RNA from Drosophila biarmipes, 274 nucleotides. Its product is annotated as metchnikowin. The coding region runs from base 38 to 199 and encodes 53 amino acids. NCBI's taxonomy places the organism in Eukaryota, Metazoa, Arthropoda, Insecta, Diptera, Drosophilidae. The transcript has a single exon. The record is from RefSeq and is a predicted model, not a curated record. Gene Ontology annotation, biological process: antifungal humoral response; antibacterial humoral response.